Cydia amplana is the source of this 427-nucleotide messenger RNA. RefSeq lists its product as uncharacterized. The coding region runs from base 14 to 400 and encodes 128 amino acids. The record is from RefSeq and is a predicted model, not a curated record. NCBI's taxonomy places the organism in Eukaryota, Metazoa, Arthropoda, Insecta, Lepidoptera, Tortricidae. The transcript is spliced from 3 exons.
AUUGAAUUUCAAAAUGAAUGAGCCAUUCAGCUCUAACGCACCAGAACCGAAGAUAGUAGGAGUUUGGACCGAGGGAGCCCGCAUUGAGCCGAAAGAAUUUAUAAUUCCGAAGAAUUCACCAGAGUCCAGUGAUGACAUACCUACUAUACCUGACCUGGAUGACUUGCAGGAUAUUCUGGAAAAGGAGAUAGCCAAACCACCUCCCUCGGACCACAAAGACAGCGAAACCGUGAACACCCUGGCUGCCGUAGGCGACGGAUACUCGGGCUCUGCUGAUGGCGUGGAGGCCGCGCUGGCAGCACUGCGCUCACGUGUACCCGUAGUCCAGCCAGCUCCUGAUGCUGUCUGGACCAUUGACUCACUACUAGCACAAUUGGCUGAGGGGACUGACCAGAAUUAGGAAGUUGAUUGCAACACUGUUUAUUCA